Caenorhabditis elegans is the source of this 1866-nucleotide messenger RNA. RefSeq lists its product as uncharacterized. The transcript has 11 exons. Lineage: Eukaryota; Metazoa; Nematoda; Chromadorea; Rhabditida; Rhabditidae. The record is from RefSeq and is marked reviewed. Bases 31 to 1746 code for a protein of 571 amino acids.
AAUAUAUUAUACAACAAAAAAAACUGUAAAAUGAGGUUAUGGAUCCUUGGAUUAUUAUGGGUGUUGAUCGAAAAUGUGAUUUGUCUAGAACCUCUGCGGUUAGUGGAAAGAACACACCUACCGAGAAGAAGAAGUGUUCCCGCGAGAAAAUUAAAUUAUGGCUUUCAUCGAGAUUUACCGUCCGUAAUGGACAAUGUUAUACACUCUCCGUUGGAGAACAAAAGGAUUUACACUAAAGACAACUUCUACAUAAAUGCCAUCCGACCAAAGGAGAAGGAAGCUAUUCUUUACGAGUCGAUGCUCAUUGACGGAAAGGGCUCUAUAAACGAUAUUGAUGCAUUUUUUGUGACUGCUCCACCAGCCAGAACCACUUUGGCUCCGAAGCGUUUCGGGGAUAAUGAGCUCCCAGAUUUUGUGAAAGUCUCCGAAGGAAGUGUGAAAGAAGACGAGAAGCUUGUAUUGGAUAGGCCACAACGAGCUCCGACAGAUCUGAAACUUGUGAAGCUUCCACCUCAGCCAAUGAGUACGGUAGCUCCGUUUAAGCAUAAUAGUCCUGUCCGCCGCCAGCUUGUCGACCCCCUCCCACCUCUUCUCCAACCUUCCCCAGUCCGAUUCCCAGCUCAACCAUGGCAAAUCCCACCUCUCCACCCCCAUCAAUCAACUCCAAAUCCCCUUACCCAAUUCUUCCAACCAAUUCCCCAACAUCUAAUCCCUCCACCAAAUCCAUUCUUCCCUCAACAACACCAAACAUGGACUCCACCGACGCUUCUCCAGCCGAACCCGAUUCCGCCACCUCCACAGAGAAAUGAAUCAUCUUUCGAUCCAUACAUCCCGAUUGGUGUGCAACAACCUCCAUAUCAGUUCCAGCAGAAUUUCCAACCGGCUCAAUCUGCAGAUGCCCAUAGACAACCAAUGCAUCAUCAUGGCUUCGCCCGCACCUUUGGUCAACAGCCAAUUCCACUGCCAUCUCAGGCAGCCAUAGACACCGCUUUCAACCAAGCCAAGGAGCGUGAGUUCAGCGUUUUUCCGCCAAACCAGGUGCCGAAAAAGUCAACACCUCCAAUUGACUAUUCCGUGGAUAGUGUCGCCGUGGUGACCAAGGAUCAGAGACCACCACAGCAGUUUUUCAGAUCAAUCCCCGAAAAAACCUCCGAACAACUCCGAAACUUUGUAAAAGUCCAUCCCCAAGUGAUGAACAACCUCCAGAAGCCUCUGAUCUACCGUGGAAAAGAAAUGGUGAUUCCGAAAAUGUUCAACUUCACCACCAACCCCACACCUCCACCAAGAUUACCCCAGCCUCCGACGGCUCCGCCAACUGUUCCACCUCCACCAAAUCAGGCUCCAAUAGUUCCUCAUCAGCCUAUGUACGUCCCAUUAAUCAAUCCGAAUCAGAAGUUGGACUUGUGUUGUCGCAAGCAGAGGAUUUCACCGUUGUGCCAGAAUUUGUGCAACUUUGAUACAUUUAAUGAUAAAACUUUGGUAGCCGCUUUCCUAACCAACCAAUGCCCUGGACCUCAACUCGGUCAAGCUUACGACUGUGCCUCCUCAAAAGCCGACCACUCUGCAUGCUGUGAACGUGCUGGAAUUCUAUCGUUCCAAGGCGGAAAAUGUAUUCCAUUCUGUCGAACCCACGUGGCAACUCCUUCAAAUGUUUUCGAUUAUGUGAUAUGCCUACAAGUAUUUGAGACCAUUAAAGGGUGUUAUAGAGAUUAUCAAUUUACUCAUCCAAAUAUUUAUGGAGAUUAAUUAUUGAUUUUUCUUUUGGUUAUGUGAUAAUGUUGACUUUUGAAAAUAUACGGGUUGAAUAUGAAUCGAUAAUAUAAAUUAGUAUUACUGUUUGUUUUUGAAUAAAAUAUUAAUUUUGCU